Molecule: messenger RNA, 1637 nt
Organism: Paramecium sonneborni
Lineage: Eukaryota; Ciliophora; Oligohymenophorea; Peniculida; Parameciidae
Source: the annotation of a GenBank genome assembly
AUGGAAAAAUUAUUGAAAAUGCUUAAUUAUGCCAAUAUUCAUUUUAGAAAAGAUGGAUUGAAAAGGUUCAAAGAAUUGCAUGGAUAAUAUAUUGACAAAUCUCUUCCUUAAUAAUUUGUUUAUUUUGCUAAGGAAUUAAAUUAUGAAUUUCUUGAGAAAGAAGAAGUAGAAAAAAUAACUGAGAUGAUACAAUAAGGAAGAUAAUAAAAUUCUUAUAAUUAAGUUGCAAUAUUAUAGGAUAGAAUAAAGAAAUCAAUAAUAAUUUUAGAUUAUUUUGAAUUAGAUAGAUUUACAAUUUAAUGCACUCCUUAAGAUAAAUAAAAUAUGCAAUUAAAUAGAUUAGCACACAUUACAAAAUUGCUAAAAUAAGAUUCUCGUUAUGUUUUUGGUUAUUAAGGCAACGAUGAAAUUUCAAUAAGUUCAAUAGGCACAGCAAAUGGUGCAACAGAUAAGAUUUAUUAUAUAUUGGGGUAUAUAAAAUAAUAUAAGAAUAGAAUACUGAUAUAAUUUGGAAAUAGUUAUUAUUUAAGUGAUGGUUAUGACAAAAUUAAAAUAAAUUUUCAGAGCGCUUAAAAUAAAAGUUUUUUUAAAAAUGAAAAUCCAAACUAAGUAGAUAUAGGUUUAGUUAAUUUGGGAAGUAUUUUGAUGAUGGUAGGAGAAUGGAAUGAUCAUCAUGGAUAUUUUUAAGUUAGUAAUUAUACUAUUCCAUUUGUAUAUAUUAAUUUAUUAAUUUUAAGUUUAAUGUGAAAAAGAAAAUUAAAUAGCAAAUUUAAAAUUCAGAUUUAAGAGAGAUUUUGUAAUUGGACACAUUUGGAGUCUACAAGAAAAUUUUAGAGUUUAGUUCUGAGUUAGAAUAUCAAAAAAUUGAGAGAUAGAAAAGCAUAAAUAUAUUUUAUUAAGAUGAUUACGAUAAAAUAUGGAUUCUAUCAAAUUUUAGUUUAGAAAACUUAAUAACAAUUCAAAAUUUUGAGAUUUUACUUAAAAAAGUUAUUGACUAUAACAUAGCUCCUCCUGGGGCAAUAUUUUUUGUUGGAUAAUUUUCUAGUUAACAAAUACCAAAUCAGGAAUAACUUUAUGGAAAUGAAUUAGUUAAAAUUAUCAAGCAAUUUUAAUAAUUUUUAGAAAAAACUUUAUUACUAUUUAUUCCUUCAUAUAAUGAUUUUCCUUUAGCAUAUUCAAUGCCAAAAACACCAAUAAAUUUAUCAUUAUAUAUGAAGGAACCUACUUUAAUGAUGCAUAGUUUAAGUAAUCCUUGUCAUUUGUCAAUAAAAGGAUAUAAAAUAGUAAUAACAAGAAAUGAUAUUUCAAAAGAAAUUAGAAGAAAUCAUAUUGAACCAUUAUAGGCUGGACAUGAUCAUCUUAGUGAAACUAUAUUAUCUUAACAAUAUUUGGGAACAUUUUAAAGUAAUUAAGUAUGUUAUAAAUGGAAUUAUGAUUCUGCAAUGUUACUUGAUCCAAGUGUUGAUUUAGUUGUAUUAUGUGAUUUAACUGUCGAUUAAUUCAAAUAUCAAACUAUAAUAAAUGAUACUACAGUAUUGAAUCCUGGUAAUUUCUAAAAGUAAGAUUUUGCCAUUAUAAGAUUUAACAAUAAAAAAUAAACAAUGUAUUGUGAUACCUCUAAUUUUAAUUAGAAUUGA